This is a messenger RNA of Cynara cardunculus var. scolymus (artichoke), 2460 nucleotides long. RefSeq names its product probable inactive receptor kinase At5g58300. The record is from RefSeq and is a predicted model, not a curated record. Lineage: Eukaryota; Viridiplantae; Streptophyta; Magnoliopsida; Asterales; Asteraceae. Gene Ontology annotation, molecular function: protein kinase activity; protein binding; ATP binding. The transcript has 3 exons. Gene Ontology annotation, biological process: protein phosphorylation. Bases 317 to 2263 code for a protein of 648 amino acids.
UACUGCAAUUUUCAUUAUUUAAUUUGGAAUCCAGCUCAACUAUGGAGUAUAUCAUGUUUGCGUCUCCAUAAUUAAAUGCUACUUAUUUUCCAGGUGAGAGUUUUUCGCUUUAAAUGCGCUCUCUUCAAGUCAAUUUCUGCUGCGUAAAGUUGAGUUUUGAGAUCUGUUGUAUCCAAGGAUUCUAGUCAGGAAAAUGUGGGUACAGCUUUGCCCCAGACUUCCCUUUACAGUUCGUCAGGGGAAUUCAAGUUAGUUCCAAGCUCUGAUGGCGACGAUGGAGCUUCGUAUUUGAGCUUCAAAGGCUAAGUUUCUCGUGAUGUUUCAAGGAAAAUUACUUCACUUGCAUCACCAUCAACAUUGUACAUGUGAACCAUUCCUCAUGGAACUCUGCUCUGCUCAACUGCUUAAGUUAAUCUUCAUAGUUUUCCUUCUGCCUCUAGCAUGUGCCGACUUGAACUCGGACAAACAAGCUCUUCUUGCAUUUGCUGAUGCAGUGCCCCAUGGUCCAAAGCUCAACUGGAGCAACAAUACUGGCAUCUGUACUUCUUGGGUGGGCAUCAACUGUACUUCUGAUGGCAACCGCGUGUUUGCUCUUCGACUUCCUGCCAUUGGACUUAAAGGUCCCAUCCCAUCCAGCACGCUUGGAAAACUUGAUGCAUUGCAGAUUCUCAGCCUUAGAUCUAAUCGCCUCAAUGGAACAUUACCAUCCGAUCUUCUUGCUCUUCCUUCCCUCCAUUAUCUGUUCCUUCAACGUAAUAACUUCACCAGUGACAUUCCAGCUUCCUUUCCUCCCCGUCUGAUUGUUUUGGAUCUCUCAUUCAAUUCUUUCACUGGCAGUAUCCCAGCUGUUAUCCAGAACUUAACACAGCUAACUGGAUUGAACCUUCAAAAUAACUCCCUCUCUGGCCCCAUUCCAAAUGUUACACUCUCGAGUCUAAAACAUUUGAACAUAAGCUACAAUCAUCUCAAUGGCUCUAUCCCCUCUUCCCUCCACACGUUCCCCAGUUCUUCAUUUUUGGGGAACUCUUUCUUAUGUGGGCAGCCUCUGAAUCCUUGCUCACCAGCAUUUCCUCCCUUUCCUUCCCCACCUAUUGGCCCUAAAAAACAGAGUUCUAAAAAGAAACUUCCAUUGUGGGCCAUUAUUGCCAUUGCAGUUGGAGGCGGUAUUUUACUGAUACUUUCUGUUGCUAUCAUACUUUUCUGCUGCUUGAAGAAAAAGAGUAGCGAUCCGAGUCAUGUGACAAAAGCAAAGUCUUCUGGUGGUGGAAGGGGUGAAAAACCCAGGGAAGAAUUCGGUAGUGGGGUGCAGGAGCCGGAAAAGAACAAGCUGGUUUUCUUUGAAGGCUGUUCUUAUAACUUUGAUCUUGAGGACUUAUUACGGGCUUCUGCUGAGGUGCUUGGAAAAGGUAGUUUUGGCACAGCAUAUAAAGCCAUCCUAGAGGAAUCAACAACCGUGGUUGUGAAGAGGUUGAAAGAAGUAGUGGUGGGGAAGAAAGAAUUUGAACAGCAAAUGGAGAUUAUAGGGAGAGUUGGGCAGCAUCAAAAUGUUGUCCCUCUUCGUGCUUAUUAUUACUCCAAGGAUGAGAAACUUCUUGUUUAUGAUUAUAUCUCAGGGGGUAGCUUGUUGACACUCCUCCAUGGAAACAGGGGCUCGGAAAGAAAUCCCGUGGACUGGGAAACCAGAGUCAAAAUUGCUCUGGGUGCUGCAAGAGGCAUUGCCCAUAUCCAUUCUAUCGGAGGUCCUAAAUUCACCCAUGGAAACAUCAAGUCCUCAAAUGUCCUCAUCAACCAAGACACAAAUGGCUGCAUCUCCGAUAUCGGCUUAGCCCCCCUCAUGAACUUCCCUCCCGCUUCCUCCCGGCACGCUGUCGGAUACCGAGCUCCAGAAGUUCUGGAAACCCGAAAACACACUCACAAAUCAGAUGUAUACAGCUUCGGUGUACUCCUCCUUGAGAUGCUGACCGGGAAACAACCUAUUCAAUCUCCAGGGAGAGAAGACAUGGUGGAUCUCCCAAGGUGGGUUCAGUCGGUGGUGCGGGAAGAAUGGACCGCGGAGGUUUUUGACGUGGAGCUGAUGAAAUUUCAGAACAUUGAAGAGGAGAUGGUGCAGAUGUUGCAGAUCGGGAUGGCUUGUGUGGUGCGGGUCCCAGAUAUGCGACCGACGAUGGAUGAGGUGGUGAGAAUGAUCGAAGAGGUUCGGGUAUCUGACUCUGAAAACCGACCGUCUUCGGAUGAUAACAAAUCCAAGGAGCAGACCCCUUGAAUUGAGCAUGUAAGUUUGUGAAGAAAGAAUAAAAUUUAUUUGAUGUGUACAUGCAUGGACUUGUGCAAAGAUUGAAUUAGUUUUACUUCUCGCUUGGAGGGCUUUUGUGUCCCCUUCCCGUUUGUUGCAAGAUUUUUAUAAGACUUUCUUAGUGAUAUUGAUGGAAAGUGGAAGCCGUCUCAUUAAUUGGACAAACC